This is a messenger RNA of Clonostachys rhizophaga, 858 nucleotides long. NCBI's taxonomy places the organism in Eukaryota, Fungi, Ascomycota, Sordariomycetes, Hypocreales, Bionectriaceae. The record is from the annotation of a GenBank genome assembly.
AUGGCGAUUGAAAGAACACAAAGUCUACGAAAGACCCUCCUCAUUGGAAACGCAGGCCUACGCAUCCCGAUUUUAGGAUUUGGAGUUUACAAAAUCCCCCCAGACGCGUGCAAGGCUGCAUGUCUCAGCGCUUUGCGGCAUGGCUACCGCCACAUCGACUGUGCACAGCUUUACAGAUCCGAGGCCGAAGUCGGUGCUGCCGUUGCAGAAUCACCUGUUCCCCGGGAAGAAGUGUUCUUGGCAACCAAGAUCAAGCAGUGGCGCGGGGGCGCCGAUGAGCUUCGCCAUAGUCUUCUCAGCAGCAUUGAGGCUUUGGGAGGAGGCCGGGAUGGAUAUGUCGACCUCUUUCUGAUCCAUACCCCAAGGUUCCGCAACGGAUCUGUAAAAGACGUGUGGCUUGCUCUGGAGAAGUUCCAUGCUGAAGGUAGAGUCAAGGCCAUCGGAGUCAGCAACUUUGGUAUCAACCACCUCGAGGAGCUGAAGGAGUAUGCAAGCAUAUGGCCUCCACACGUCAACCAAAUUGAGCUACACCCUUGGUGCCAGCAACGAGAGUUGGUCAAAUACUGCCGAGAUAACAACAUUAUACUUCAAGCAUACAGCCCUCUGGCAACUGGGGCAAGACUUAGCGACCCAAAGCUGAAACUAAUUGCGACCAAGAACGGGAAAUCACCUACACAAGUUCUUAUUCGAUAUAGCCUACAAAAAGGCUGGAUACCACUCCCGAAAAGUGAGAACCCAGAGAGAAUUCGAGAGAACGCUCAGGUGUUUGAUUUCGGGCUUGAUGAUACAGACAUGUCCGUUCUAGAUGGGUUCGAUGAAGGAAAGCUUGGAGCACGAUUUCCUGCUAAUGUGACGUAG